AUGCCUGGAAAGCAUGCCAACAAACACAGCAAAGAGAAGACGAAAUCUGUCAAAUCAAACGAUAACACUAUCGUGACUGCCAAAGCCCCCGACCCUCCACCACAACCUUGGUCUGAUUGGAUUUGGAGCGAGUACCCACCAUGUUACUUCCGCGCCCGCAAGAAUCUAAAAGGAGAAUGGGAAUAUGAUCAUUAUAUACCUGACUUACCAAAAGAGGAUUCAAGCAAAGCUACACCGCGAAGCACACCAACACUCGCUUAUUCUUCGCUGGUCAAGGGUAAUGACUCUUUACAGAGGUUGUAUAAGGAAAAGGAAUCAUACGAGGUUGGCGCGUAUACAUGGUCUCCCGAACCGAUUUGUCUUGAUCUUGAAGUUAUGUCUCUGAAAAUUGGUUAUGAGGAUCCGUCGGCAAGUCCAACUCAACCUCAAGAGCCAACUAGCGAGGCGAAAAAGGUUGCGUUUGAUGGCCACGCCGAUGAGAUCAUUUCGGAGAAAGAGAAUAGCAAAUCGAGAAAAAAGGAGAGGGGAAAGAAGAUCAACGGUGACAGGAAGAAACACCAUAUCUCGAGAUGGAGAGACGAGGUAGAGAAGGAGAGAAGGGAGGAGAGGUGA
Messenger RNA from Glarea lozoyensis ATCC 20868, 612 nucleotides. RefSeq lists its product as uncharacterized. The coding region runs from base 1 to 612 and encodes 203 amino acids. The transcript has 2 exons. The record is from RefSeq and is a predicted model, not a curated record. Lineage: Eukaryota; Fungi; Ascomycota; Leotiomycetes; Helotiales; Helotiaceae.